Diaporthe amygdali is the source of this 1560-nucleotide messenger RNA. RefSeq lists its product as uncharacterized. Gene Ontology annotation, molecular function: transmembrane transporter activity. The transcript is spliced from 7 exons. Lineage: Eukaryota; Fungi; Ascomycota; Sordariomycetes; Diaporthales; Diaporthaceae. Bases 1 to 1560 code for a protein of 519 amino acids. Gene Ontology annotation, cellular component: membrane. The record is from RefSeq and is a predicted model, not a curated record. Gene Ontology annotation, biological process: transmembrane transport.
AUGGCAGCAGCUAAGAACGACCCUACCGUCAUCAGUGAGGGUGAAGAAUCAACCAGAACUGUACAGUCCAAGGAUGAUUUGCACUUCGCUCGUCGCGGGGCCGACAUCGAUGAGGCGAUAGCGACGGGGGAUAUCUCAGGCUUCGACGCCGAGCGCAUGCGGGCUCGCGCGUCCUUGACGGCCGAGGAAGAGAGGAAACUCAUGCGCAAAGUUGACCUGCGCAUCAUGACCCUGUGCUCCCUUCUGUUCCUCUUCAAAAACAUUGAUUCGGACAACAUAUCAAAUGCCAGGAUUAUGAACAGAGGAACUGAUAGAAAUAUCAUGACACAACUGGGCUUGACAUCGGAUGAGUACAAUUUGCUCACUGUAUUUUAUUAUGUGCCAUACAUCCUUGGAGAAGCCCCGUCAAACCUGCUGUUGAAGAGAGCAAGCCCCAGCACCUGGCAGUCCAGAAUCAUGGUGUCUUGGGGGAUUGCUCUCCUAUGCCAUGUGCCUGUGACGAAUAAGGCUGGGAUAUGGGCAACUCGGUUUCUUCUCGGAUUGGCCGAGGCCGGCAUGUUUCCAGGAGUGAUUUUGCAAAUGUGUUACUGGUACCGUCCGGAUGAGAUGUCGAUUCGAUUGCUUUAUUUUUACAUUCUUGGAAACUUUUCUGGCGUAGUGAGCGGUCUUUUAGCAUUUGCUUUCGACAGCAUUUCAGGUGCAGCAGGGCUAUCAGGAUGGCAAUGGCUGUUCCUCGUGGAGGGUGUGGUGACAGUAAUCUUCGGCGUGAUCAUCUACUUUAUCCUACCUGAUUUCCCGCCUACGGCAAAGUGGCUCACUGAGAAAGAAAGGGCUUUUAUUCAGGCUCGCCUCCCCCCCAAUGCACCUCGAGCGGAAGAAAUGGAUUUCAAGUUUAGUGAGAUCAUCUCCUCACUAAGAGACAAACGACUUUGGCUCUUCACCUUGAUCUGGGCCACCUUUACUAUCGGGACUAGCGGUGUCCGGUUUUAUCAGCCGACAGUUAUUGCAAACCUUGGUUUCACGACGAUUGCACGCGCCCAACUCCUCAACCUACCCAUCUCAAUACUUUCUAUCGUCGUCAUCGGCAUUACAGGCUGGUUUGCCGAUAAUGGCAGACUACCCAGACCGGUUUACCCUCUGACGCUCAUGGCCAUUAUCCUGGCUUGCUACGGCGUCCUGGUAGCAUACCCUAGCAACGGCGCCGUAUACACGGCCACUCUCAUCGGCAAUGCCGUGACUUCAGCCUGGUUUCCAAUGAUGUGGCCGUGGCGUGUGCAGACGACGUCCCGUGCAACAGGCUCGGCAUUCUCUAUCGGAUUUGUCAAUAGCUACGGCCAGAUUGGCGGUGCGGUCGGGCCGCAGAUUUUCCUGAGCAAGUAUGCACCGAGAUAUACGCAGAGCUUCGGUGCCGCCAUGGCUUGUGUUGGAGCCUGUGUCGCUGUUACUUUGGUUACUUGGUGGGUGACUCGGAAGAUCGAACGCGAGACACGGAGGUUGAAGAGGGCAAAAGUCAAGGCUAGCAAGGAUGGGUUGGCGGUUUUGGACGAUGUAGCUGUCUGA